Molecule: messenger RNA, 1542 nt
Organism: Ornithodoros turicata
Lineage: Eukaryota; Metazoa; Arthropoda; Arachnida; Ixodida; Argasidae
Product: piggyBac transposable element-derived protein 3-like
Exons: 1
Coding region: 1-1542 (513 amino acids)
Source: RefSeq, a predicted model, not a curated record
AUGGACACCCAAUCCUUUUACGGGAGACGCAGGCAACCAUGUCAAACACGUUUGCCACCCGAACAGGACAGUGACGACAGCUGUCUAAGCGAUAGCGAUGAUGACGUAGACUACAUCCCACCAGAUGAGUCCAACGCCCAGUGUGAAGAAGCAUCAGAAGGAGAAGAGGACGACGAUGAUGAUAACAGCGAAGAAGCAGCACAUACUUCAAAAGGUGGCAAGCCACGUUUGAAUUGGUCAAGGGUAUCAGCUUUUCGUCAUCAUAGUAUACCGAAAUGGAAAGGUUCAAUACAAGAAAAUGAUGAUGUCAGGUCUGCUGUUGACUACUUUCGCGGGUUCUUCGACGACAGUUUGAUCAAGCUGAUCGUCACACAGAGCAACCUCUCCGCAGUUCAGAAAGACCCGAAUAAACCCUUUGCCAUUACCGAACUGGAGCUUGAACAAUUUCUGGGAUGUACCCUGUUCAUGUCUGUCAUCCAGCUGCCGCGGACUCGUCUGUACUGGUCUGCUCAAUGUCGGGUGUCAGCAGUGGCUGACAUUAUGAGUCGGGACAGAUGGGAAGAAAUAAAAUCAUCACUGCACUUCAAUGACAACCUGAACAUGCCCUCCACGAGUUCUUCCGAUAAGGACAGGCUCUUCAAAAUACGUCCACUCCUCGAGGCACUGCACUCUAAGUUUGAAGAGAUUCUACAGGCACAAACUCUUUGUGUAGAUGAGCAAAUGGUGCCUUUCAAGGGCCGAUCAAGUCUGAAACAAUAUCUACCCAAGAAACCCCACAAGUGGGGCUAUAAAAUAUUCGUAAUGUGUGACUCUCAUGGCAUUGCGCACUCUUUUGAAGUGUACACUGGUAUUAUUACUCCCGUACCCGGGUUUCCCGACAUCGGGCCCAGCGGCAAUAUCGUCCUGAAGCUGUCCGAACGCGUGAAGCCGAAUCUCAAUCACCUGCUCUUUUUUGAUAAUUGGUUUACGUCCAUCCCUCUCCUCCUUGCCUUAGCGGCAAGAGGAAUCUACGGCUUAGGCACCGUGCGCGCCAACAGGCUACAAGGCUGCCAAAUGACUUCGGACGCAGCUCUUAGAGCUAGUGGUCGUGGGAGCUCCGAAGAGUACAAAACAGUGCAAGACAAGCAAAAAGUGAUUGCAGUGAAAUGGUACGACAACCGAACUGUAACGACUGCAAGUACCUUCGCCGGCAUAGAACCCAAGUCCACUGUCAAGCAGUGGGACAGAAAAAGAAAGGAAACCGUGGAGAUCGAGUGCCCAAAUGCCAUAUCGACGUACAACCGACACAUGGGUGGUGUUGACCUCCUAGAUGGACUUGUUGCCUACUACCGAACUGAAGUGAGGUCGAAGAAGUACUAUCUGAAAAUAUUCUUCCACUUUUUGGACGUGGUAGUGGUCGUGAGCUGGCUCUUCUAUCGACGCGACUGCCAAUCUAUGGGAGUCCCUAAAAGCCAUCAGAAAGAUCUGAUGAAGUUCAAAUUGGCCAUCGCGGAAGCACUCUGCAAGCAGGGAAAAGACCUGCACCACAAAAAACGUGGUUGA